AUGGGGGCGAUGACGUCAUCCCUCGCGGCGAAAUUCGCGUUUUUUCCGCCGACGCCGCCGUCGUACUCGAUAGUGGAGGACCCGGUAACGGGCAAGCUGCGGUUCGAGGACAUCGCGCCGGCGGAGAACGUGGAGGUCACGUUCCUGGACACGGCGCGCGGGCAGCGCAUCGCCGCCAUGUUCGUCCGCAACCCGCGCGCGCGCCUCACUGUGCUCUACUCGCACGGCAACGCCGCGGAUCUCGGACAAGUGCACGACCUAUACGUGGAGCUUAGCAACAUGCUGCGAGUUAAUCUCCUCGGGUAUGACUACACCGGUUAUGGUGCUUCAUCGGGCAAGCCCACGGAGUUCAACACAUACGCGGACAUAGAAGCCGCCUUCACGUAUCUCACCGCACAGCACCGCAUUCGACCGGAGGACAUCAUCCUCUACGGCCAGUCCGUGGGCAGCGGGCCCACUGUGGACCUCGCCUCUCGCACUUCUCGCCUGCGCGGCGUGGUGCUGCACAGCCCCAUCAUGUCCGGGCUGCGCGUGCUGUACGAGGUCAAGACGAGCUUCUUUCUCGAUAUCUUCACUCCCCAAAAGGCCGGUCUCCGCGUGCUGUACGAGGGGGGAGGGGGAGGGGGAGGGUCGGGAGGGAGCUGGGGCUGCCCGCAUGCUAUACGACGUCAAGAGAUUCUUCAUUCUCUGCUUGCUCCCCUCCUCCCCCCCCCCCCUUUUUGUCUCUCCCCGGCCCCCUCUGUAUUUCCCCUUUUCCCUCUGUCCCUCCCCUUCCCUCUCUGUCUCUCCCCGCCCCCCUUCUGUCCCUACCAUCCCCUCUCUGUCUUUUCCCGUCCCCCUCUCGCCCUCCCAUUCCCCCUCCCAUUCCCCCUCUGUCAUCAGAACAUUGACAAGCUUCCCAAAGUGGAGUGCCCAGUUUUUGUCAUGCAUGGCACGGUAGACGACGUGGUGGGCGUGUCACACGGGAGGGGCCUGGCAGCGGGCACAGCAGACGACGUGGUGGACGUGUCACUAGGGAGGGGUCUAGCAGCGGUGUGCAAGCGGCCGUUUGACCCGCUGUUCAUAGAGGGCGCACGGCACUACCCUGGCACGGCAGACGAUGUAGUAGACGUGUCACAUGGGAGGGGCCUAGCGGCAGUGUGCAAGCGGCCGUUUGAGGCGCUGUUCAUAGAGGGCGCGCGGCACUGCGACCUCGAGUUCUUCCCUGAAUACCUCAAGCAGCUGCGCCGCUUCAUCGCCUUCCUGGACCAGCACCCGCCGCCGCCGCUUGCUGAGGGCGAGGAGGACGACAUCGCGAGGCGUGGAAAGAAGCGCUCGUUCCUCGCUGCACUUCUUCUCCUCUCCUGCUCUGUCCACUACCAGCAGCAGUAG
Molecule: messenger RNA, 1371 nt
Organism: Closterium sp. Naga37s-1
Lineage: Eukaryota; Viridiplantae; Streptophyta; Zygnematophyceae; Desmidiales; Closteriaceae
Source: the annotation of a GenBank genome assembly